GGCGAGGCGCGCGCGAGCCGAGCGCGGGGCACGAUGUCCGACGCGGGCGGCGGAAAGAAGCCGCCUGUAGAGCCGCAGGCGGGGCCGGGGCCGGGGCGCGCAGCCGGGGAAAGGGGCCUGCCGGGCUCCUUCCCUCUGGUCCUCAAGAAGCUGAUGGAGAACCCCCCACGCGAGACGCGCCUCGAUAAGGAAAAGGGGAAGGAAAAGCUGGAGGAAGACGAGGCCACAGCAGCCAGCACCAUGGCCGUCUCGGCCUCCCUCAUGCCGCCCAUCUGGGACAAAACCAUCCCGUACGAUGGCGAGUCUUUCCACCUGGAGUACAUGGACCUGGAUGAGUUCCUGCUGGAGAAUGGCAUCCCCGCCAGCCCCACCCACCUGGUGCAGAACCUGCUGCUGCCAGUGGCUGAGCUAGAAGGGAAGGAGUCAGCCAGCUCCUCCACGGCGUCCCCACCAUCCUCCUCCACCGCCGUCUUUCAGCCCUCGGAAACCGUGUCCAGCACAGAAUCCUCCCUGGAAAAGGAGAGGGAGACCCCCAGUCCCAUCGACCCCAACUGCGUGGAGGUAGACGUGAACUUCAAUCCUGACCCUGCUGACCUGGUCCUGUCGAGUGUGCCCGGCGGGGAGCUCUUCAACCCUCGGAAGCACAAGUUUGCCGAGGAGGACCUGAAGCCCCAGCCCAUGAUCAAAAAGGCCAAGAAGGUCUUUGUCCCCGAUGAGCAGAAGGACGAGAAGUACUGGACAAGACGCAAGAAGAAUAACGUGGCGGCCAAGCGGUCCCGGGACGCCCGGCGCCUGAAGGAGAACCAGAUCACCAUCCGGGCGGCCUUCCUGGAGAAGGAGAACACGGCCCUGCGGACGGAGGUGGCGGAGCUGCGCAAGGAGGUGGGCAAGUGCAAGACCAUCGUGUCAAAGUAUGAGACCAAGUACGGGCCCUUGUAACCCGCGCCCCGCUGGGGCGCUGCCUCACCUCAGACCUCUGCCGGGGGCCCCGAAACCCACCCCUGCGUGGAGACUUAUGACUCGUCGUGGGCGCAUGGUGGCGCACCUGCCCCGGAGCCUUCACGUUCAAGCUUCAUUAUCACACACGACCCGUGCGGCGACUUCCCUGGGGGCCGGCCUCCUCCCUGCAGGACUUGAGAGAAUCUACGAGGCGGUGAAUCAGCCUUCGUCUCUGUCCUUGGCUGUCGCAGCUGGCCCAGAAGGGGACCUCUGGAGCACGGGCUCUCCUCUCCCAGGGGGCCCAGGCUUCCCUGACUCUCCCUCUUCUCCAGCCUGGGCCAGGCCAGGCCCGUCUCUGCAGAAUGAGUGGUGAUGGCUGUCGCCCUUACAUCUUCUCAGGCAGCUGGGCGCAUUUCCAGGCAGGGUGGGUUUGUCAUCCUCCCCAGAAAGUCUUAGAGAAGCCUCUGUUCCCAUCUUCCUCAGAGGUAGAAAGACACGCCAGCUCCUCUGUAGCGUCUGUGUGGGCACCAGGCCAUGGGGGUGUGGUCUCUACACAGCCGGGGAUGACCUUUGCAUCUGGGCCUACAGCAGAAGGUCACCCAACUGCUCCUGGCUCCCUCACCCCUUUUCUCUGUGGCUGGAGGCCUGGGAGGUGGAGGCCCUGGUGAGGGGCUCCCUGUGCGUUCCAUCCACUGCUGCGAGAGACUCCCAAAGCGGUGGUCUCCGCACCCUGGUCACCGUGCUCAUCAACUCUUCUCCGGGGCACUCGUGGAGGCUGCCUGAGUCUCCUUUGUCCCACCAGACUGGGCCUCUGGGCCUGCUGUUUUUCUUCACCCAGUGACCAAGCUCAGAUCUUGGAUUUUAACAGAAAAGUCCCCUCAUCCUGGAAGCUUAACUUCCUGGAGCCGGGAUGCACCUUCUGCAUGGUGUUCAGAUAACUGGCCUCCACAGCCCCCUCCCACCCUCCCCCAGUGCCGCGGGUGGAGAGCCGGGCAUGUUUCUCGAGAAGCUCCCGUUCUUUCUUGCUCUGCUUUCUCGUGCGGGCCAUGCCCGAGCCCGCUCUCCCCGAAAAGCAGAAGAGGGCUUCCUGGUUCUCGCUUCAGGAUCCACCCAUGUGUGAGCGGCCUGGAGGGCGUCCCUGGGCAGGGCCCCUGGGUCCCACCCAGCCCAUGCAGAAGAAUAGGCUCCUGGGACUUGGACACAGGCUAGAAACCCCUUGAUCUGGGUCCCAGGAGACAGCCACCUAUGCAGGCCCGGCCAAGGCAUGGGUGGAGGGGUCCACCUCGCAGCUGCUCCUUCCUUUCAUGGCUGGCUGGACUCGUCCUUCGGUUCUGCCCAGAAGACUAGUUACGGACAUCCGUGGAACCCUCUGCUCGCUGUGGUCAGCUGGGCACCUGGAGAUGGGUGUAUUUAUUUGCUCAGGGCGGGCAGCCUGUGGUAAGGAGGGGUCAGAGGUGACAGGCACACAUUUGUCGCGUUCACCACUGGUUUUAUUUAAAGUGGUGGCUCCGCGUCCUGGGCCUUGACCCCUAAAGACUUUUCAUAACAGAUGUUAAGAGCAGGGGAAGCCAUCCACUGGCCGUGGACCACACCCAGGGGAGCACACGGCCCUCCAGGGACCUGCACCCCCGCCUCUCCGGGGACUUGACAAGGGUCCCUGAGGCCGAGGGACGUCGGUGCCCCUCACCUCCCCCCCCCCCCCCCCCCCGACUUUGACUUCGUGGUUCUAUGAAAACCAUGUUAACACUUUCCACUCUUGUAACCACAACAGGGCAGUUGCAUCCAGCAUGUCCGUGUCCUGCCCUGGGCAGCUCGCCCGCCCGGGCACACUCUCUCUGGUCUGGCCACUCACCAAGAGGGCACUUCUUAUUUUGUUAUUGGGAGAAGAGCCACCAGCUUAAAAGCUCUUCAUUUUCUUUGGCCAGAAAGUAUAUGGUUUGUGUUUUCUCGGUUCCCACCCCCCCACCAAGGGAUGGAUAUUUAGUCUCUGGGUGGCGUCCACUCUCUGACCCCAGCAGGUGGGGUGAUGGCCUGCUGUCUCUUCUCUCUGUCACACCUCCUGCCUGUCUGGGUGCCCACCCCUUGCACUGCCCCCAACACCCCCCCGACCCCCCAGGCAGUGGGUGUCUGGUUCCUUCCCAAAGUGCUCACUUGGAAAGAGCGUGGCUGCUGGCCUCUUCUAGAAGAGCCCCUUUGAGUCAGGAGUCCGGCAGGGACAGGAAGGAGAGGUCUGUGGAGUUUGACAUGCUGGGGAAAAGGGUGCUCAGGUAAGCGUGUCUUCUUAGUCCUUGCAGGAGAGGUGGUGCCGCCUCAGUUUCCAUCAUGGAGUUGGGAAUCUCCUUGACUCCCUGCCAGGCCCUCUCCAUCUUAGGGCUGACGGCCAAAAACUGAGGCUCCUGUCCUCACGUCUUUGACAUCCUCUGCAAAGCACCAGACAUGAGAGAUGCCAGUGUAAGUGGGUUUCCCUGGGCUUGCAGUGGGCUGGGACGGGCCAUCCCUUCCUGAGCGCCCCCUUUCGCCUCAGUUGCAGCCUCCGAACAGACAAAUCAUGAAUGAGCUAGAAUGUUGCAAGAAUAUGCAUAUAAUAAGCAUAUAUCUAGACAUAGAAUAUAUAUAUAUUUAGGGAGAGCUUUCACAGUGGCCAGCAGUCUUGUGGAGGACCUGGGUAACUCUUACCCUUGACCCAAGGCAAAGGGUUUGCCUUUCUGGAGCUUGAGGUUGGGGAAGGCAUGUAGCAGUGACCCUUGACUCUGGGUAAGCGUCGCCCUGGUUGGGGGGACCUCCUGUGGCCCUGGCAGGCAGUGUCUGCAGUUCUCCAGGCGGAGGUGGGGUAGCAGGCGUGGGGGCCAGCUGACAAGGGCCGCUCUGUGCUGGGCAGCUCUCCAUCCGGGACCCUGGGAGCAAAGGGCUCAAAGCCCCCUGGUUUUCGUGGCACAGCCCCACCGCCCCAGAGCUCCUUUAACAUCUGUUAAUUAAGUGCAAUAAAUUUUUCUAGAAAAUGGCAAAGAUGACUUCCAGGUGGAUAUUGCUGUCUUACAGUGUUGGGGACGCCAGAGCACCACUUGGUUUUAUUUUUCUAAGUGCAUGUGAUGUGACAGAGUGUGUGGGGCUCUGCGCCCUCCCCCGGGAGGCUGGCAUUCCAGCAGGCCCCUCUCUCCUUCACCCAUGCCGGGGAAGGAGGCAUGGCGCAAACCCCUUCUCCCCAGCCGGCGGGGGGCAGAUGCGGAGCGUAGCCCACUGGCCUUAUGUGCGUGUGUGCGUGCGAGUGUGCCACUGCUGGUGGGCCCGAGCGACGUGGCGGGAGGGAAGCCGGGAAUGUAUCCUUUUCAAACGAAAUUAAAUAUUUUGAGACGAGAA
Messenger RNA from Dama dama (fallow deer), 4296 nucleotides. RefSeq names its product TEF transcription factor, PAR bZIP family member (gene TEF). The record is from RefSeq and is a predicted model, not a curated record. Gene Ontology annotation, molecular function: RNA polymerase II cis-regulatory region sequence-specific DNA binding; DNA-binding transcription factor activity, RNA polymerase II-specific. The coding region runs from base 34 to 939 and encodes 301 amino acids. The transcript has 4 exons. Gene Ontology annotation, biological process: regulation of transcription by RNA polymerase II. Gene Ontology annotation, cellular component: nucleus. NCBI's taxonomy places the organism in Eukaryota, Metazoa, Chordata, Mammalia, Artiodactyla, Cervidae.